ACGUGGCCGCCGCCUGUCCCCGCCGAGGAGGCGCAGCAGCCGGAGAUGGCGGCGGUCCUGAACGCAGAGCGACUCGAGGUCUCUGUGGACGGCCUCACGCUAAGCCCAGAUCCGGAAGAGCGGCCGGGCGCGGAGGGAGCUCUGCUGCUGCCGCCACCGUUGCCGCCGCCCUCGCCUCCGGGGUCCGGCCGGGGCCCGGGCGCUCCAGGGGAGCAGCAGGAGCCGGGGGAGGCGGUGGCUGGUGGUGUGGCGGAGGAGGCGCGGCGGCUAGAACUGCACUGGGGCUUUGGCUUGGAGGAGCUCUACGGCCUGGCGCUGCGCUUCUUCAAAGAAAAAGAUGGCAAAGCAUUUCAUCCAACUUACGAAGAAAAGCUGAAACUUGUGGCACUGCAUAAGCAGGUUCUUAUGGGUCCAUAUAAUCCAGAUACUUGUCCUGAGGUUGGAUUCUUUGAUGUGUUGGGGAAUGACAGGAGGAGAGAAUGGGCAGCCCUAGGAAACAUGUCUAAAGAAGAUGCCAUGGUAGAGUUUGUCAAGCUCCUAAACAGGUGUUGCCAUCUCUUUUCAACAUAUGUUGCAUCCCACAAAAUAGAGAAGGAUGAGCAAGAAAAAAAAAGAAAGGAAGAGGAGGAAAGAAGGCGGCAUGAAGAGGAAGAAAGAGAACGUCUGCAAAAGGAGGAAGAGAAACGUAAGAGAGAAGAAGAGGAAAGGCUUCGACGAGAGGAAGAGGAGAGGCGGCAAAUAGAAGAAGAGAGACUUCGAUUGGAGCAGCAAAAGCAGCAGAUAAUGGCAGCAUUAAACUCGCAGACUGCCGUGCAGUUCCAGCAGUAUGCAGCCCAACAGUAUCCAGGGAACUACGAACAACAGCAAAUUCUCAUCCGCCAGUUGCAGGAGCAGCACUAUCAGCAAUAUAUGCAGCAGUUGUAUCAAGUCCAGCUUGCACAGCAACAGGCAGCAUUACAGAAACAACAGGAAGUAGCAGUAGCCAGGGCUUCUUUGUCUACAUCAUCAAAAGUGAAUGCAACUGUACCAAGUGAUAUGGUGUCAGUUAAUGGACAAGCCAAAACCCACACUGACAGCUCUGAAAAAGAACUGGAACCAGAAGCUGCAGAAGCAGCCUUGGAGAAUGGACCAAAAGAAUCUCUUCCAGUAAUAGCAGCUCCAUCCAUGUGGACACGACCCCAGAUCAAAGACUUUAAAGAGAAGAUUCGGCAGGAUGCGGAUUCGGUGAUUACAGUGGGCCGAGGAGAAGUGGUCACUGUUCGAGUACCCACCCAUGAAGAAGGAUCAUACCUCUUUUGGGAGUUUGCUACAGACAAUUAUGACGUUGGGUUUGGGGUAUAUUUUGAAUGGACAGACUCUCCAAACACUGCUGUCAGCGUACAUGUCAGUGAAUCCAGCGAUGACGAAGAAGAGGAGGAAGAAAACAUCAGUAGUGAAGAGAAAGCUAAAAAGAAUGCCAACAAGCCUCUGCUGGAUGAGAUUGUGCCUGUGUACCGACGGGACUGUCAUGAAGAAGUGUAUGCUGGCAGCCACCAAUAUCCAGGGAGAGGAGUCUAUCUCCUCAAGUUUGACAACUCCUACUCUUUGUGGAGGUCAAAAUCAGUCUACUACAGAGUCUAUUAUACUAGAUAAAGAUGUUACAGAGUCUGGAGUCUAGGGUUGGGCAGAAGAUGGCAUUUAAUUUGGAAAUUUCUUUUGACUUUUGUGGAGCAUUGGAGUCAGCGUUUACUCUAUUGAUUUUGGUCUGAUGGUUUGCGAAUUCUUGUUGGGAAUGAGACUUUCUCUGAGACCCUUUAGCUUUAAUGCUUCAGGGUUAAAAAGGAUCCCUCAGACUCAUCUAGUCCUUGGGUGCUGACCAGCAGGGUCCCUAGUGGAUGCUGAAGUUAUAUGACUUACAUAUUAAAUCUCUGAAGUCUCCAAAAUAAAACAUCCCAACAUUGACCCCAUUUGGCUGAUGGUUCGUCCAUUGCUGCCUACUCUCCAUGUGUUUUGUGAGAGCCCGUAAUUACACUGCCCUCUAAUUUGAAAUCCUUAUGUUAAUAGGCUAUAUCAGACGCAGCUGACUUUGGUUGAAGGUCACCAUUUUUAAACCCCAAAAACUUAAGGCCUCACUGAUAUAAUAGAAAAAGUUGUCUCAAUUUGAUCUGGUUCUGAAUGACCCAGAUUGCUUUUGCUUUUGGUGCAGCUGUGUUUAGUUCAGAGUUGUAUGACAGAGAAUUAUUUUCUGAGAUAAUCUUAAACUAGAAUAUUCAAACCCGAUGGAGAAUUGACACAUCAGGAUACAUGGUUCACCUCAAAUGUUCUUUUCUGUGAGCCGCCACAAAUUGUCAGUCCUUUCAUCAGUGAAAUCUCCAGAUUACCAGUAGGAAAGCAAAAUUAAUUCAUUUCUUUUUUGAUUUGGCUUUAUUGAUUAUCUCAAAUUGAAACUGUUUUCUGCACAACCAGUUAAGGAUUUUGUAAACUCAAAUUGGCACCUACUGAAUUUAAAUAUUUUAAAUCAUUUAAGUAUAAUUUAGUGAUGGAGAGUAACAGUGCGCACUAAUACAGAAAUCACUGCCAGAGACAGUCCAUUCUCUUUUAAAUUGGUUACUACUUAGGCACAAACCCUUUAUGAUUCCAGUUUGGACUUAUUAGAAUUGGAAAUGCAUAUGCACAUGCUUAAAUUUUAUAGCUUUAAUCUGUAUUAUGUCUGUUGAUGGGAAGAGGUACAUCAUUGUUUUCGUCACUGAAAACAAAUAUGGAUUAAUUGCCUCAAAUUUGUAUAAGUGACUAGUUUAGAGAUUCUUGUUUUCAGAAGAGAGUGUGGUAUAGGUAGAAAAUGACAAAGAUGGCAAUAUACACUUAACGUUGUUACUAAUAUGUUACUGAAAUACUUAGAUUUUUAAAAUUUCAAAUCAUAAAUCACUUCUCAUAGAAGGAUUUCCAUUGAUUAGCUGCAGUAUAUACAGUUCACUACACAAGGGGCUGUUUGAAUUUCUUGUGUGCUGCAUUUCUUUUCUGUUUUUUAAUACUUGGUUUUGUACAUAUCUAACUCUGUUCUCUUUUGGUUGUUCAGAAACUGGAUUAUUUCUCCUAAGCAGUGCUUAAUUUGUGUUUUUUUAAUUUUGAUUCAGAAGUAUUCCCAGGUCAUAGGUGUCCUUACUAUUAAAUCCAGAACAUUUGUCAGGCUGUCAGCUCUCAUGUACAUAUGGUAUAGAAACCAUGGGGCUAGGCCCUUCCUGGCUUUUUUGUUUUAAAUGAGAAAAAUACUGUAUUUAAAAUGUAAAAUAAACUUUUAAAAAGCAGGCAUUAAUAUAUAUUUCUUCCAGGCUUUGAUUACAGAUUUUGUCCUUACACAUGUCAAGAUGAAUUAUCUUCUAAAAAUAUCCUUGUUUUGGGGAGCAGUGUAUGUUACCUUCCAUAGCAGCAGUCCCUGUCAUGUGUUCAUGUCAGAAAAUUUUUGGUUUUAAACUUUUUUAUUGCCUUUGGCUGUUGAUUAGUACAGUACAAGUGUGAUUUAAAAAAGAUCUUAAAAUAAUAUAUUUAAUCAAUUAAAAUGUUUAUCUGUAACUUGUUGAUGUUUCAUUAAUAUAGUUGCUUUCUGAAGCAUUGGCACUGUAUUUCAUCAUUUGGGUAGGAAAAGAAGAAAUGUUUUAAAUGACCCUUUCUCAUUUAAAAAAGGUCUAGUUAAAAAACAACGAACUAUUUAAUCUCUCACUGAUUUAGUUUGUACCGUGAAUUACCCUAAUGCUUAAAAUAGAUUUAAAAAUUUUCAGACUUCUUGAUGUAAUGGAAAGCACUGACUUCUUAAUGAAAGUGACUUGUUAUAAAUUGUUUCCCCUAUACAACCAUGUGUAUAGCUUGUUCCUUGAAGUGCAUGGAGGUGUCCAAAAUAGCUCCUGAACAGCAGCACAUAUUCAGUAGAUGAUUGCAAAGCAGCACCCCAUUCAAUGUUGAUUGGAGUGCCAGAAGCUAUUCUUUCGAAAAUUAUCCCACUGAAAAAUGCAGGGUGACUUGGAUAUUAAAAAAAAAAUUUUUUUUUUGUAAUUUUGAGUAAAAGUGAGGUGAUCAUCUUGGUAUUUUUGCUGAGUAGGUUACCAUGAAGCCAGUCUGGAGAAAAUUAAGGAGAGCUGUUGAUGUAUGAGCACCUCUUGGAAACCAUGCUGCUGAGUCUUGAUCAUCUGUUUUAUGGAAGAGGAGAAGCAAUCAAUUAAAAAUAAUAAAUGAUUGCUAAUAAUUCAUGAUUGCUAAUAAUUCACUGGGGCUUAGAGUGCAACAGUCAACUUCCAAAAUCGUCUUUGCAUCUGUCCCCAGCUUUUUCUCAAUUCAAUUCUGUCAGCAACCUAAAAAAGUGUACAUGUAUAUGUGCCUGGGUUAGAGCAAAUCUUAACUUUAUUUCUAUUCAUUGACUUUUCAAAAUGUGUGGGAAUCGGUAUUGGACCUUUAUCCACAUAUAUGAGUUUAGGAUUCUUCAGUUUUCUUACUGAAAAUUUUUCAAGAACAAGUUGAUUAUUGUCCUUCAAGGCCCUUAUUUUUAAUAUGUUGCAUUAUUUCAAGUGCUUAUUAUUUUGUAACUCCCUUUUAUAGUUGGCACGCCACUUGCAAGUUGUGACUUGUUUAGGGCACUUAAUCCAGAACCAGGAAACUAUAAACGGCUGACUUUUUCAGAAUUGACUCUGGCAUUUGAACUCAGGCAGUCAGACAUGGGGUAAAAGUAUAAAUGGGAGCAGUUAACUCAUUUCUGGUAGCUGUAGUGAAAGCUUGUAUCUGAGUGCUGAGUUAACUCAAUGAUGAACUGUUGACUUGCAGGUCUGUGUCUGAAAAGAACACCUACAAACUGGAUUACAAAUGCUGAUUUUUUUUUUUUAACCUUUCCUUAAUGGCAUUUCCCUACAAAUUAGCAUUUUUUACUCUUAUCCAAGAACAUCAAUUUAAAUAUCUCCAGUUGUAAAUGGCAUACCCUUUUCUAGCAUGGCAGAGUAUGUAAAUGUACGUGUGUUUUUCAUAAGGUCUAUAUUUUGUAACUUUUUUUAUUCUAGGUUGUGUCUUGGAGAACUUUUCCUAUUAGUAAUAUAGAUCUACUGUGUUCUUUUAAUCUUGAGUUCUUCCAUAGAAUAGCAGUUUGGUCACUUUUCUGUUAUUGGGCAUUAGGUUACUUCUGAUUUUUUUUUUUUUACAAGUGGUGGUGUUCCAGUGAACAUCCUUUUAUGUGUCUCUCUGCAGAUCUGCCUGAGAUUUUUUCAAAGGUAGAUAUUGAGAAGUGGAAUUGCUGGAUCAUAAGUUCUGUGCAUUUUUUAUUUUACUAGGCACUGCUAAAUUAUCCUCCAGAAUGGCUGGACUAACUUCUACAUUCCCACCAGUAGUCUAUGAGAAAACUGCUUUUUUCCCCAUCAACCCCUUGAUGUUAUCAGACUUAAAUAUUGGGUAAAAAAAAAAAAAAGAAACUUCAUUUUUGCAUGUGUUUCCUUGAAAA
Messenger RNA from Choloepus didactylus (southern two-toed sloth), 5452 nucleotides. It is a transcript of the gene ACBD3, whose product is annotated as acyl-CoA binding domain containing 3. Lineage: Eukaryota; Metazoa; Chordata; Mammalia; Pilosa; Megalonychidae. The transcript is spliced from 8 exons. The coding region runs from base 46 to 1632 and encodes 528 amino acids. The record is from RefSeq and is a predicted model, not a curated record. Gene Ontology annotation, cellular component: Golgi membrane. Gene Ontology annotation, molecular function: fatty-acyl-CoA binding.